CUCGAUCUGUCAACAACGGAGCUUGUCUCGCAGGCUUCUAAAAACUUUUAAAGUAAUUUUCUGUGUUAAAAACAAGAAGGCUGAUAUUCACGACUGACUUAACUGAUAUCAAUUUGUAGAAGAAUAUUUCUAAGCAGUAGGUGAAAUAGCAAAGAUGGUCGUCUUAGAAUCUUGUUGGUCGCCCUGUAUUUGGUCAUCCAAUGUGAAGACUGGCAGCCGGGCGGUGGCGGUGUACACGGCUGCGAUGAGUGUGGUUCUGAUCACAUUCAUCAGUUACCAGUUAGCAGGCGGGGACUCUACACAACUGUGGAAUCCUCUGUUUGAAGCUGAUGUUCGGGGAUCUAUGAAAGUUUUUGGAGGCAUUUUCAUCUGCAUUCUGGGACUCCUGAUAAUAUCUUCAAUUUGGAUGGUAAUUGGUAUUAACAUUUGGAUGCGAGGUCUCAUACUGCCCUGGCUGAUCAUCAUGGGACUCAUCAUUUGCUUCCAAUUUAUCUUCGGCUUGUGGCUAAUAGGAGGCUACUACAUUUAUUUGGAUGCAACAUUUGCUGCCCUGGUUGAUUUCCUGUUCAUGGCUUACAAUAUCUACUGUUGGCUGUGUGUCCUGUCCCAGUAUCAAAUAAUUUUAGAAAUGCAAUCGCCUAAUAUAGAGAUGUUGGUUGAAGAAUAAUUCCAAGACAUUUUGGCACAAA
Molecule: messenger RNA, 689 nt
Organism: Leguminivora glycinivorella
Lineage: Eukaryota; Metazoa; Arthropoda; Insecta; Lepidoptera; Tortricidae
Gene: pasi1
Exons: 6
Coding region: 155-667 (170 amino acids)
Source: RefSeq, a predicted model, not a curated record